Verruconis gallopava is the source of this 1676-nucleotide messenger RNA. RefSeq lists its product as uncharacterized. The transcript is spliced from 3 exons. The record is from RefSeq and is a predicted model, not a curated record. Bases 40 to 1074 code for a protein of 344 amino acids. NCBI's taxonomy places the organism in Eukaryota, Fungi, Ascomycota, Dothideomycetes, Venturiales, Sympoventuriaceae.
UCCCACCCUAUCUUCUAUAGGAUUUCCAAAUAGCAUGGCAUGGCCGAAAAUGCCCCUCUUUCUCCAGGAGCUGCUACAAAGGUAGCAAAUCUUAUCUUGCCAGCGCAAUGCGACCCUCCCAGCGAGGCGAACCCGCCGAAGCCAGCAGUCUGGGUUAUAUUUGGAGCAACAGGUCAUUUGGGCCGGUCCUUAGUGCGCGUAGCCACCAGUCAUGGCGAUAAAGUAACCGCCGUAGGUUGGACGAAGGAGACAAGCAUGGCAGAGAUGAGGAGCUGGAUGAAUCAGAAUUCGCUUCCCAUGCUUUGCGACGUCCGCGCGCGCGAAACUGUUGACGCCGUAAUGGCAAAGAGCGUGCAGCAUUGGGGAAGGGUCGACAUAAUUGCAAACUGUACAGGGUACGGCGUGAUCGGGGCGUGUGAAGAUCAGUCAGAUCACGAGCUGCGCUCACAGUUUGAGACCAACGUUUACGGAACCAUCAACAUGCUUGCUGCUUCGUUGCCAUACUUCCGCGCACAGUCGCACGGCCGCUACCUCAUCUUCAGCUCUACAUCCGGCGCCCUCGGAACUCCGGGCUUGGGGCCUUUCUGUGCCACCAAAUACGCUGUCGAAGGACUCAUAGAAUCGAUGCUGUACGAGGUGGACGCUUACAACAUCAAGGCCACGCUUGUGGAGCCGGGACACAUGCGACUCGACGACCCAGAUGCUAAGGCACGCGGCGGACUGAAGAAGUACUCUGCAUUCAAGGUCAAGCCCGCAAGUGACCCAUAUAAGGGCGCUCAUGCACCUGCAGGACAUGCGCGACGGAUGGUUCAGUGGCUGAAUGACCGGCAACCUGUAAGCACUGUUAAAAGUGCCGAGCUUUGCUGGCAGCUUGCGCAUUGCAAAUACCCGCCUCUCCGGCUCCUUUUGGGCACAUAUGCAGUAGAGAGUAUCAGAGAUAGGAUGAGGAGUGUCAUUGAGGAAAUUGAGGACUGGAAGCACUUAAGUUUUCCUUUUAUUAUCCAGGAGGAUGGUAGGACUACAAAAGAUGAUCGGAACGACGGCGAAAGUGAGGAUAAGAUGGAUCAUAGUUAGAUUGGCGAUUUAAUAAUCUAGCUGUUUUCUGGCGCUAUCCUAAUUCACACCUGCUAUAAAGCAGACUAACCGGCGUCAUGCAUACUCCUCGAAAUCCCAGCUCCAACAGCUGAAUUCGAAGAAUACCAGUUUUUCGAGAGAAGCGCACUACUUCAGCUGGAAUAAGUUCACGCCUUAAAUAUGCGACAUAAACUCUUUUUCAGGUAGGAGGUUGUUGUGCCGUCUGAGUGCUAGAAGGCUGCUCAUAAGGAGGUUUUUGCAAAGUUGCAUGAUCCGUUGAAUGAGCUCGCGGUUCAGACGGAGGUACUGAUGGUGGCACAGGUUGGAACGGCAGUUGGGUUUGCUUCAACGGCGCAGCACUCUGCUUUGGCGAGAAACUGUGAACAGGAGUGACGACAGGUGCUCGUGGUGGCGAAAAUGCGUAACCACCAGUACUAUUUGUCGUGGAGCUUGGGGUUGGGUAUCCAUUACUGUGCGCUGACCCGGCUGCCUGUUGCGUCUGGUGAGGUGCUGGGCCAGCUUGCGGAUCCGAUGGUUGUUGCUCAGGUGCAUUGGCAUCCGGACCGAUCUCUUUUUCUGUGUUCGAUGCUUGGAAAGCGGAC